Molecule: messenger RNA, 1332 nt
Organism: Cannabis sativa
Lineage: Eukaryota; Viridiplantae; Streptophyta; Magnoliopsida; Rosales; Cannabaceae
Product: peroxidase 57-like
Exons: 2
Coding region: 189-1148 (319 amino acids)
Biological process (GO): response to oxidative stress; hydrogen peroxide catabolic process
Molecular function (GO): peroxidase activity; heme binding
Source: RefSeq, a predicted model, not a curated record
AGCCAUUGUUGAUCGGAAUUGUUUUUCUUUGACUUUUCACGGGUAGUACAGAUACCCUUUUGUACUCUUUAUCCUAAAACUCUCUUAUAUAUAACUAUAUAUAAGAGCUCUCAUCACAAUUAACAUUUUAUCGAAAGCCAAACACUUAAACCCUAACAUAUAUACUACUAUAUAUAUUGUAUAUAAGGAUGAGGAAAAUGAUGAUGACGAUUAUGGUGAUAAUGGUUAUGAUAUCAUCUCCUUGUUGUGUUUUUGGUCAGCUAAGUAAUAAUUUCUAUAGAGUGAGUUGCCCUAAUGCUGAGCAGAUUAUAAAACAAGUUGUCAAUGAAGAAUUUGCAAAAGAUCCUACCAUUACUGCUGGCUUACUUCGUAUGCACUUUCACGAUUGCUUUGUUAAGGGUUGUGAUGCAUCAAUAUUAAUCAACUCCACAUCAAACAAGCCCUCCGAAAAAACCGCAGGUCCUAAUUUGACUGUUCGAGGGUAUGAACUCAUCGACGAGGCUAAGAGAAGGCUCGAAGCAGCAUGUCCUUCAAAAGUCUCAUGUGCAGACAUUAUAACCUUAGCCACUCGUGAUUCAGUUGUUUUAGCUGGUGGACCAAACUACAUCGUUCCAACUGGCAGAAGAGAUGGACUUGUCUCCAACCCUAACGAUGUCAACUUGCCUGGUCCAAGUCAAUCGGUCACCUCUGCUUUUCAAUCUUUCAGAGCCAAAGGCCUAACCCUAAAUGAAAUGGUUGUUCUUCUCGGUGCACACACAGUGGGGUUUGCUAAUUGUAAUUUCUUCUCAAGUCGACUUUCAAAUUUUCAAGGGACAGGCAAACCUGAUCCUGCCAUGGAUCCUGCGUUGGUUACCAAACUAACACAAAUAUGUGCAACUGGAAGUAAUCCAAAAGCCUUUUUGGAUCAAAACACUAGUAAUAUUUUCGAUAAUGAAUUUUACCGUCAAAUACGUUUGAAGAGAGGGGUUCUAAAGAUAGAUCAAGAGCUUGCUUCAGAUACUACUUCCUCUGUUCUUGUAUCCAAUUUGGCUUCGAAUCCAAUUCGAUUCUCUCAAAGUUUCGCAAGUGCUAUGAUUAAGAUGGGAAGAAUCGAAGUUCUUGUGGGAAGUGCUGGUGAGAUUAGAAAAAGUUGCGGAGCUUUUAAUUAAUUCUCCCAAGAACACAAAAUGAGUAAGUAGUCUUCAAAAGAAGACUACCUACUCACAAAAAAAAUGUUUUGCUUGAAGUUGUUAAUUAAUAUCAUCAAGUCAAAUGAUAUUAAUUACUACUCAACACUAAAAACCAAUUAAAGGUUAAGAAUAAUAUGAAUUAAUAAAAAUGAGUGAUUCUACU